Molecule: messenger RNA, 630 nt
Organism: Melampsora larici-populina 98AG31
Lineage: Eukaryota; Fungi; Basidiomycota; Pucciniomycetes; Pucciniales; Melampsoraceae
Exons: 4
Coding region: 1-630 (209 amino acids)
Biological process (GO): DNA topological change
Cellular component (GO): nucleus
Molecular function (GO): DNA binding; DNA topoisomerase type I (single strand cut, ATP-independent) activity
Source: RefSeq, a predicted model, not a curated record
AUGCCUGGUGCUAUAUUCCAUUCCUUUUGGAACCGUGCUGUGGGUGAUAAGUUCAGUGCAAUAUUGCUAGAAGCUCUAGAUUCAGAAGGUCGCACACCAGAACUUGAAGACCGGGCUAAAAAUGAGCAGCGCAAGGUUCGGUUCUCGUAUAUUUGCUCCAAGAUCAUCGCAUCCGAUAUUUGGAACCACACCUUUCAAACUUUUGCUCAGGUAUUGUGUGUGGCGGAGAAACCCUCGAUAGCUCAAGCAAUCACAGAGAUAAUCGAUUUCAAAUCAAACUGCAACACAUUCUUCUUUUGCGUGGGUCAUCAAAAGCGACAAUCACCAAAUAGAUAUCAAAUCAGCUUUGCCGCCACUUCGCUCUUGGGCCAUUUAACUCAGUCUGACUUCGAUGCACAUCACAAAAAAUGGUCAAAUUGUGACCCGUUUGCCUCGUUCGACAUGCCAAUCGAGCGUUUUGUCACCCCUACAGAUUGUGAUAGAGAAGGCAAGCACAUCGGUUCUGAGAUCAAGUCCGUAUGUCUGAAGGCCAACCGGAACAUUACUGUCUCUUGGGCUCGCUUCAGUGUGAUCAUCCCUGCGUGCGUAUCAAGUUUCCCCUUUACAAGGCUUCACUGUCAAUUGAAAUGA